Molecule: messenger RNA, 1402 nt
Organism: Exophiala oligosperma
Lineage: Eukaryota; Fungi; Ascomycota; Eurotiomycetes; Chaetothyriales; Herpotrichiellaceae
Exons: 3
Coding region: 1-1299 (432 amino acids)
Biological process (GO): transmembrane transport
Molecular function (GO): transmembrane transporter activity
Source: RefSeq, a predicted model, not a curated record
AUGGUCGCUGCGCUGGCCCUCGGCGCCAUCGGAUCCAUCAUCAUUGCCCGCACCGAUACCAUCGGCCAAGCCAUUGCCGGCCAGGCUAUUGCAGGCGUUGCCGGUAUCAAUCAGGCUCUUCCCCAAGCGGUCACGUCGGAAGUCCUCCCGCGCAGAUUCCGCCCCUACGCUCAGGUGCUGAUCAAUAUCCCCGGUGGUGUCGCAGCCGCGGUAGGCACGUACUUGGCAGGAGUCAUGACUCGCGGAUCGCCAGAGGGAUUUCGCAACUACUUUUACCUGGUCAUGGCCUUGUACGUCUUCUCGGCUUCCAUCAUCGUGUCCACCUACCAGCCGCCCACCCGGGAGCUUCAAUGCCUUGCCUUGCGCGAGAAGCUCUAUCGACUCGACCUCCCGGGCUGCUUACUUCUGGCUGUCGGCCUUCUCGGCGUCUCCCUGGCCCUCUGUUGGUCGUCGAACCCUUAUAGCUGGAAGAAUGCCCAUGUCUUGGCCCCGUUGAUCAUCGGUCUCUGCUCUAUGGUCAUCUUGACCCUGUACGCCGUCUUUUAUCGAAAGGACGGCAUCUUCCACCAUGGCCUCUUCAAGCGACGCAAUUUCUGGGUCUCGGAACUUUGCUUUCUCGGCGAAGGCGUGGCUUUCAUCGCCGCCAAUAUGUACCUCGGCCAACAACUCGAACUCAUGUACGGUGCCAGCUCGUGGGAAGUUGCUUUGGUCUUUGGCGUUGCAUGGUGGACGUGGGCUGCCUCGGCGCCCCUUUGCGGCUGGUUCAUCGUCAAAACCCAACGGGCGAAAGUGGUCAUUGUGGUCGCCCUGGCCUCCUUCACCCUCUACUUCGCCCUGAUGGCCGCGACUAAUUUGUCCACGAGGGCCAAUAUCUGGGGAUAUAAUGUCUUCCUGGUGUCUCCCGAGCUCAUCGCCCCAGCCACGGGCCUAAUCGUCGCGACAAGAACAUUCGGCGCAUGUAUGGGUAUCAACAUAUUCAGCGCCAUUCUCAACUCGGCCGUUAGCAGAAAGCUAGUCCCGUCGGUGUCAAGAGCAGCUGAAGCGGCCGGUCUGCCCGCGUCGAGCCUCGAACCCUUCAUUUCAGCGCUGAAUGGCAACCACCCAGACGCUUUGGCCUCUGUUCCCGGAGUUACUGACCAGGUAAUUCAAGCAGCCACGACUGCCUCGCGAAAGGUGUAUAACCUCGGGUUCCGCAACGGAUACGCCGCUGCUGCUGCGUUCACAACUUUCGCCAUGUUUGCCGCACUCGGAUUGAAAGACAUCAACAUGAGUAUAGCGCCGCAAUUGACGCUCCAUUGAAGCCAGAACUAUCGAGACUAGGGAUAAAGACCGCUGAAGAAGAGGCAUAAAUCACAUAAAACGGCCAGAUUUGAGAUAUGAACAAAGAAUUUUUUGUUCCUGA